Messenger RNA from Emericellopsis cladophorae, 4368 nucleotides. RefSeq lists its product as uncharacterized. The transcript has a single exon. The coding region runs from base 1 to 4368 and encodes 1455 amino acids. NCBI's taxonomy places the organism in Eukaryota, Fungi, Ascomycota, Sordariomycetes, Hypocreales, Bionectriaceae. The record is from RefSeq and is a predicted model, not a curated record.
AUGGACAUCCGUCUACGACUCGCAAUCCGGCGACAUGGCGUGCCCGAGGUCAAGCUUGUUUGGCCGUGCACUGCAUCCGACGACCUGACGAUCGCCGCGUUACUCGCACAAAUCAACGAUGUCGUGGUUCUAGAAAGCGGUCAGUGGGGACUCGAGGACUAUGCUGUGGAACUCUCAGAUGGCUCGGGCAACAGUUUCGAGUGUUUGCACUUCCAACCUUUGCGCAAGGUCUUCAAGCAGGACGACCAAGUCCUCAUCCGUUCGCUCUCCACUGAGGACAUAAAACAGCGCCGCGCUAGCGGGCGACAUCAAAUCUCGAGCGACGGCAUCCAUUUAGUAGAUGGUAUCCCCUUUGGUCGUCGAAGAGCUCCGCCUGGCCGACCGCAGCUCGAACUACCACCACGAAAAAGAGCGCGCAUCGUGUACGACGCGGAGGAGGAGGAUGACAGCUCAGUAGAAGAUGAGGUCCUAGAGCACAUGCUUCUUGAAGACACGCCGAGAGCAUCCGAAAAGCGCGACCAUUUCCGCUCCAAUGCACACAAUGCUGACGUGGAGGAAGACGACGAGCCCGAUCAAGACUAUGCCACCGAAAACGACGCCGAGGUCGACGCUGACGACUAUAACAUGGACGAAGAUGAUGAUCUUGAGGAGGAGAUCCGCCUGCUCCAGGCAGAUAACGAUAUCGUUGGGGAUCAUUUCUUUGACAGCGAGGACAAGCAGAACCCGCAGCCCGAACUGCCUCGACUCAGUCCACACGCACCAGAGGCUCCGAGCAGCCAACCACUGUUGCAGGAGAUCACUCCUGCCGCUGUCAAUGCUUUGCAAAUGGCGUUCCCCUCGACGCCAGCGUCUGCUAUCCGAGAUGCGCUGCAAACCCAUCAAACCGACAUACACAACACUUAUCGAGAUCUCGCCGCCGAGAAUGAUCCAACCAUGUCCUUUGACAAGGUCCUUCAAAGCUUUCUGGCCGAGCGAUUUGCCAACACCAAGUCGUCCCCCGGGCCAUCGCUACUGCCGGAAACUCCCAAAGUCCAGUCACGCCCACUGAUACAAGUUGUUGAGGCCGACGAACCGCUAGGCUCGGGCAGCCCCCAGCCCAACGGUAUCGAUGAUGGUGAUGCGGUAAACGCCUCUUCGAGAUCAGCCGAGACGUCCAGCAGCAGCGACAGCGACAGUAGCUCGAGCGACGAGGCGAGUCUGCGAGGUUAUGACGAAGAGGAGAACGACUUUAGCGACGACGAAAGCUCUGAUAGCGACUCGGAUGAAUCGAAUGCAGUCACGUCGCCUAGAGCAAGUACGUCCACGGAUGGCGGACUGCCUGCAGAAGAGAGCUCAGCCAGCGGCAGCAGUUCAGACUCUGAGGCUGGAUCGGACAGUCAGUCGAGCUCCAUGAAGAAGAAAGUCAAAUCCAAUACUUCUUCUAGUUUUAUGAGCAAAGACGUCGGACGCGAUCCCAUUUCGGCAGUACCCGAACGCCAGAAGAAACCAAGGAUUGAGGUUGUCUCCAGCAGCGAGAGUUCGGAUUCGGAUGACGAGUACAGCUCCAGCGAUGAUAGUGAAGACUCCGAUGAGGCAAGCUCCGAUUCUGACUCUUCGCCCGACGAGCUCUCGACUAGGAAGCCCUCUGCCAAGGCGACAACUGUGCCUCCGGAUGUUGCACAGACAGAGACAGGGCAGCCCACGCAGGCGACGGUUCCACGGGGCCAGGGGAUGACUAAAACGCAGAAGCGCAAUGCGCGACGCAAGUUGGCAAAGCAGCAUGCAAAGGCCGGUCGAGCCCCAGCGCCAAUUUCGGAGGUUGAUGAGCUUGUUGCUCGUAAGAAGGCCUUGCUGAGCGCUGUGUCGCAACAAGAAGACACCAAUGCCAUGGAUCAGAGUGUGCGGCCGGACCAGGCGACUAUGACAGAGGUCGAUGAACCCCACGGACGUCAGGACCCCAUGGAAUUGGCCGAUAUCUCUCAGGACAUGCCAACUGAGCCAUGCUCGGUAGACAUGGAAGUAGAUGCAGAUGCAGACGCUGAGGAUUCCGUUGGUGUUAUCAACCAAGCAGCAGUUUCGGAGACAACGGCAUCGGCCGAUUCCAACCGGCGUCGUGUAAAGAUGGACAAGGACGCUGGUCGACGCUUACUUUUCGGAGCCCUGGGACUCAAGAAUCCAAAGAACAAAGCAGACGAAGAGAAGAUCAAGGAAAAGCUGAUGAAGGAUGUUCGACCACUUAAAAACCAUCGACAGGAAGAGACGACGCAGCAACAGUAUGGAACUCCUGCUGUCGAUGACGACGGAGAGGAAGAUGGCAAUGAGGAUUGGCGCGCCAAAAUUACCUACCGUGCCGUCGAAUGCUGCCAUGAAGGCAUGCAGCUAAGUGAGCCGCCGUUCCCAUUCGUACAACGAUGGGAUCCUCAGCAGCAGUACGGGGCGAUGCGCAAGCGAAAACGCCAGUCCCAGGAGUACUACCAAGACGACGCGUAUGAAGAUGGCUACGACGACGAAUCUUACAACUACAAAGGCUACGAGGAAUCUCAUACGCCCAAGAAGUCAAAAAAGUCAAAGAAGAAGUCGAAACAGAAUGGCCAUGCCAACGACGAAAUGAUGGUCGAAGACAAUGUUGUGCUCGACUAUGACGAUGCGCCAAAGAAGACACCCGCUGGUGAAAGCCAAUUCACAGACUACGACGAUUUGCCGUCGCUCCCGCCUGAUGUUACCACACUUGCGGCAUUGACCUUGGACAUGGUCACGUCGGGUAUGGUGAUAUGUUGGAAGGAACUACAAAUGUCCAAGGCUACAUCUUGGCAACCCACGAUGGCUCUGGUUACUGCGUUGGUCAUCUCUGUAGAGGAUAGCACCAUCCACGUCAUCUUGGCGAAGCGUGAUCGCCCCGAGGAUGACCGCGAGUACGACCAGACCACCGGCAAAAGGAUUUACGAUAAAUUCGAAGCCCCAGACAACUCUGAUGACGACAUGGAAGAUAAUCUAGAGCACGAGGGUCACAGAUGGGUGAACUGGUCAGACAUGGUCGAGCCACGCGUUGUGCAGAGCGCCCCAUCGUCAAGGACCGCAGCCAACAGCCUUGGCCCGGAAGCCGACGACCAACAUGCAACGGUAGAGCCAACUACCGAGGCAGAACCGGCCCAAAUUUCCGAUAGCGUCCACAAAGACCCUGCCAAUGGGGAAGAGGACAUUCCUACCGUUUCAUCUAUCCCGUCUGGUCAGACUUUUCCUCGGUUCGAACCCCUGGACACCAGUGCCUUGGAUAACACGGCUGUCAGUAGCAGGACUGACGAUUCCCAGGCUCAAUCAGGCAGUGACGGAGCACGGAGACAGAGGCCUCGGGGCCCUCGAGCUAUAGUGGAGGAUUCUCAGCCGCCUCCCAUGGCCAGUAAGUCGGCACAGAUGCCCGGAGGUGAACGUCUCCAACCACAGCAAGAGCAGGCCCUCUGUCCCGGAUCUGAAGUGUCGGUGCUGGCAGAGAAUUCCAAUCCGUCAGUCGACGUCACCCUAGCUAGCCCAGGUCAAGAGCCAGACGAGCGCCAAAGCCCCCUGGUGGAAUACCCGCAGCUCCCACCCUUCCCAUCAUCGGCCGGCAGCCUCCGUAGCGGACGACAGCCCAACCCAGAGGAUGAAAUUAUGAACGAUGCUGGCGAUGGUGAUGAUACAGUGAUUCAUCACGAUAUCGGCUCACCGGACGACGGGGCAGGCGCAUUUGAUAGUGAAGAGGCCAACAUGCGACCCCAUGGAAGCAGCUCGCCACUCUCUUCGCUGAACGAUUUAUGGCACACGGCAAAGAGUGCCAAGAGCUCACAGAGCCCACUCAAAUCAUUGCAGAUGUCUGCCCUCUCCAAGAGAAAAGGCUCCAAGUCCGGCUAUGAGGAGGCAAUGAAACGCUUGGACGAAGGAGACGAAUCGGAGCUGUCGCCCGAUCGGAACACUUCAAUCAGAAGUCUCAUCCCCAAUGCGAUACAGCCAUUACCGGCGGUGGAUGUGUCCGCCGACCGCGGCAUCGCGAACAGCAAGCAGGAGAAGGUUACGGGCCGCCGUCGCUCGUCUCCAUUUCGGGUUUCGGAAGGCAGUCAGGUCAUUGAGCUCAUCUCUAGUCCAGUCUUGCCACGACCGGUCGAGCAUUACCCCGAUGACCGCAUAGACAAAACGUAUCAGGAUGAAGAGGAUGAGGAGGGUUCGUCACUGCCCCGUGGCUCCGGCUGGGUUCAGAAGAAUAAGAUGGAGAGAGAGUCCCGAAGGCCAAACAGGGAUUCCUCUGCUGCUUCCUCUUCACCGGCCGGUGGCAGACGAGCAAAGAACAGAUCAUUACCCUGGCCAUCAAGCGCGGCGCCUGCAGGACAAGGGCGCAGAAGGAUGAGCAAGAAAUUCUAA